Labrus mixtus (cuckoo wrasse) is the source of this 1928-nucleotide messenger RNA. RefSeq names its product NSE2 (MMS21) homolog, SMC5-SMC6 complex SUMO ligase (gene nsmce2). NCBI's taxonomy places the organism in Eukaryota, Metazoa, Chordata, Actinopteri, Labriformes, Labridae. Gene Ontology annotation, cellular component: Smc5-Smc6 complex; nucleus. The record is from RefSeq and is a predicted model, not a curated record. Gene Ontology annotation, molecular function: zinc ion binding; SUMO ligase activity. Gene Ontology annotation, biological process: protein sumoylation; double-strand break repair via homologous recombination. The transcript has 6 exons. Bases 294 to 986 code for a protein of 230 amino acids.
UGGUUUCCGCGGGUGAUUUGCGUCCCUUCCUGUAAUGUGUUCUACUUUUGUCUGUCAUUUUAUUCACAGUAUAACUAAACUGUCCUGAUGACCAGCAGGGAUGAAGACGUUGCUUCUCUUGAUGAAUAAAGUAGAUCAGUAAGUCGUCAGUUAGCCGGCUAAGCUAACAACAUCAGAGGAAACGCUACAGGCACGUUUGCUAAGCUAGGCUAACGUGACGUCACUUCAGGCUAGCUUCAGGUUUUAUUUGUUGUGUUUGUUGGUCUCAGAGGAGAAAAGUUAUCCUGAUAGUCAUGUCUCUCAGCGCUGUUCACGGAACUCUGUCGAGCCUGAAGACGUUUCAGGCAGACAUCGGGACAGGGAUGGACAUAGUGACGGAUGUUGCGAUGGACCUGGCUGAAACUCAGAAUGAGGCGAUGAACCCUGCCAUUGCAGAGAUGGAGGCCAUGAUUCUUGAGUGUGCCAAGCUGGACAGGGAGAUAAAUUACUUUGUGGACGUUGUGCAACAAGUAACAGCAGAGGUUAGUACACAGCAGCCAGAGGCCAUGUUCAGCCUGUCUGCCAAAGUGAAGGAGCAGUUUACAGGGAGAAUCGCCCGGCUCUCUGACGCUGAGCUGCACAACCACCAGAAAGUGGUGGCCUUCAAGGACAGCCUGAAGAACUCUGGAAACCAAGCCGACAAAGAAUCAGAGGAGAACAUUGAGGAAUUGGAUGAGGACAUCGCUGUUACACAGAGCCAAGUCAACUUCACCUGCCCACUCACACAGGUGGAAAUGGUGAACCCGGUUAAGAAUAAGAAGUGUAACCACUAUUAUGAUGAAGGAGCCAUAGUGGGCCUGAUCAAAACGAAACACAGCCAGAAGAAGAAAUGCCGCUGUCCUGUGGUGGGCUGUGGAAACUCAGAUGUGAAAGAGGCAGAUCUGGUUCCUGACCAAAUGCUUAGGAGAAGAAUCCAGAGCCAAAAGAGAAAGAGCAGCCGGACAUAAAAGUCCACAAUAACUCACCCUAAAAGCCAGUCCUUUGGUAAUUAUUUUUUUGAAAUAUUGUUUUGGCAGAAAUUGGGCGCUGUUGUUUUUACAUUUACCCAAAUUGUUAAACUGUUUGUAGAUAUUUGUAUAAACGUUUAUUUUUUCUUUGGAAGAUUUAUACAUUAAGAAAACUCUGUUAUCUAGUUUAAUUAGAAUUUAAAAGUUAUGACUUGCCUUUAUUUCACCUGGAGCUGUUUUUUGUACUCCGGCCGUGUUUAAUGUACAAAUCUGCAGGCCUUUUCAUAAAUAUAUUACUUAAAACAAACAAUUUUGUAAUCUUCAUUGGAAGGGUUGGGAAUUUAUCAGUCAAGUUGUUUCCAGCCUAUUUAAUGCAGUUUGUUGACAGAACCACAAGAGGGCAGUAUCUACAGUCCACAGAGCUGGAACAGAAGAAAUUGACGUCUGGAUCAAAACAUUUCAGCCUCAAUUAUGCCAAAGGAUUAUUUGUCAAGUUUUGACAACAAAUGCCUCCUACAAAACCAAGUGUACACACAUGUAUAUUUAAUUUACAUUUAAUCUAUUAAUCAAAAAUAAUAUUAGAAAUGUUGAUGUGUGGAAACCUAAAGAAUUUUACUUUGAGACACCGAAAGAGUUUCUUCAGAUAACAAGUUUUGUGAAUGAGCCAUAAACAAACCCUUCUUAAACGUAAGCUGGAAUGCACUUAUGUGAUUACACCUCUCCCUUCCUGCCUGCUCUCGCCCACUGUGAGGGGUCUUUGUUCCAAAGAGAAACAAACAAAGGCUGUGUUCAGAUGAAAUUAGGUGACGUUAAUCUUUUAAUAACCUUGCAUCAGGCAUUUUUAAUAAUCUCUAAUUGCCCUUUCCCUCUGAACAGUACGUCACGCAGCACUAAGAGCAUUUCCUGAUGAAGAUAUUAAGUGGCAAUAAAUGAUCUCGCUGA